Molecule: messenger RNA, 1174 nt
Organism: Hippoglossus stenolepis (Pacific halibut)
Lineage: Eukaryota; Metazoa; Chordata; Actinopteri; Pleuronectiformes; Pleuronectidae
Exons: 6
Coding region: 64-1017 (317 amino acids)
Biological process (GO): estrogen biosynthetic process
Cellular component (GO): cytoplasm
Molecular function (GO): estradiol 17-beta-dehydrogenase [NAD(P)+] activity
Source: RefSeq, a predicted model, not a curated record
CCUUUAUUGUCCUCCUCCAUUCUCUGCUGGUGGAGCUGCAAGACAAAUCAUUUACAAGACACAAUGAACCAGAAGGUGGUACUCAUCACUGGCUGCUCCUCUGGGAUUGGCCUUGCUUUGGCUGUACGCAUCGCAAAAGAUGAGAAGAAGAGGUUCAUGGUCUAUGCCACUAUGAGGAACCUGAGUAAGGGCGGGGCGCUGGUCGAGGCAGUAGGUCGGACUCUGGGCAGGACCUUGGAGAUCAAGCAGCUGGAUGUAUGUGACGAAGAUUCCAUCAAAGCCUGUGUGGACAGUCUGCCUGAGCGCAGGGUGGACAUCCUCAUAAGCAAUGCUGGGAUGGGUCUGAUUGGACCCAUUGAGUGUCAAUCAAUUGAUGAGAUGAAGACAGUCAUGGACACCAACUUUUUUGGGCUGGUGCGGCUGCUGAAAGAAAUCCUUCCUGACAUGAAGAGGAAGAGAAAAGGCCACAUUGUGGUCAUCAGCAGUGUCAUGGGUAUUCAGGGAAUUAUAUUCAAUGACAUCUAUGCAGCGUCCAAAUUUGCAGUGGAGGGCUUUUGUGAGAGCUUAGCAGUACAAGCCCUGAGAUUUAACCUCAAUAUCAGCCUGAUUGAACCAGGUCCAGUGAUAACAGAGUUUGAGCGUAAGGUUUUCGACGAGGGCUUGAAGACUGAUCUCAGCAAAGCCGACAAAGUGACGGCUGACAUGUUCACCAACAUCUACUUGAAGAAUUACAAACAAAUCUUUGAGACCCUUGGGCAGACUGCAGAGGAUGUAGCAGAGCACACUUUCAAGAUCAUCACGAUGGAGGAUCCACCUUUUCGCCACCAGACGAACACUCUUUACACCCCAAUGACCACGCUCAAAUAUGCUGACCCCAACGGCGACCUCCCCAUCGACACGUUUUACAAGAUGGUGUUUGAACACGACAAGGUCUUCAACGCCAGCCUGAACUUCCUCAAACUUCUGCGCUGGAGAAGUCGAAAAAGCUUUACCUUGGAAAAUGACAAGAGCAACUAACACAGAGUCGAUUUACCAUCUUUGUUGUUUUUCAGAGACACAGUUCUGCGUGUAUUGUCUCCUGUAUUUUUUCUUUUAUUUAAAGUUUUUAGCUGUACGACUAAUUAUUAUUAUGAUCAUUAUUAAAUAUUAAAAGUAAUAAAUGACCAUGACUCUU